AUGCGGAGAACAUUGAUCUUCCUCUUCUCCCCUCAUCUACGAGCCACAUCAUGGAGCAGACAUCCCCAAAAGGAGGGCCCUCCUCUCCAGUUUCCCACGAACCAAGUCUCCAUCUCCCUUCAACGACCGAUCCACCCGGUCCCCAUAAUCCCGCCAAACCCCUCGUAUGGCUGGUAUACAAUCACUCACCCAGCAACAAAACCACCCAAGACACUAGCUAACCCAUAUCCCCAGAUCUUCGGUGCAACCGGCCACAUGGGCCGCUCUUUAGUAAAAACCGCGCUUGCCAACAACGACCGAGUAGCAGCAGUGGGACGCACAUACGAAAACAGCCCCGCAUCAAUGAAAGAGCUCGAAUCAGCGAACUGCAUCGGACUCCUAUGCGACGUACGAGCGCGCGAGACCGUGAAGCGCGUGAUCGACCAGACAAUAGCACACUUCGGUCGAAUCGACAUAAUCGCAAACUGCUCCGGCUACGGCGUGAUCGGCGCCUGCGAAGACCAGGAUGAAUUCGACAUCCGCAACCAAUUCGAAACAAACUUCACCGGAACCCUGAACAUGAUCCAGCUAUCGUUGCCUCAUUUCCGCCAGCGUCGCGAAGGGAGAUAUCUCAUCUUCAGCUCCACAUCUGGCGCGCUCGGCGUGCCGGGCCUCGGACCCUACUGCGCGUCCAAAUACGCCGUCGAGGGCUUGAUGGAGAGCAUGCUGUAUGAGGUGGAUAGUUUCAAUAUUAAGGGUACGCUUGUUGAACCGGGACAUAUGCGUCGUGAUGAUAUCACGGAUUUGAAUUCGGUCUCUGCAAUGGAGAUUAACCCCUCCGAACAUCAUCUCUCGUCGCCGUUACCGCUCUACGGCCAUUUUUUGGUUAAGCCGCCCAGUGAACCGUAUAACACGGCUACGUCGCCGGCGGCACAUGCGCGACGUAUGCUCAUGUGGUUGGGUGAUAAGCAGCCUGCUAGUGCUGUCAAGGCGGCAUAUUUGGUCUGGGAGCUUGGUCAUUGCUCCUAUCCGCCCCUGAGGCUGAUUCUAGGGACGUAUGCUGUUGAGAGUAUACGGGAUCGGCUGAAGUGUAUUAUUGAGGAGAUCGAAGAUUGGAAGCAUCUCAGUUUCCCGAUGGGUGAGGCGCAACCGGUUGGAGGUGGGCGUGGUAGGUCUGCUCAGGCUGAAGGGAGUGAACUGGGUAAUGGAUGA
This is a messenger RNA of Penicillium vulpinum, 1191 nucleotides long. Its product is annotated as SDR family oxidoreductase. The record is from RefSeq and is a predicted model, not a curated record. The coding region runs from base 1 to 1191 and encodes 396 amino acids. The transcript has a single exon. NCBI's taxonomy places the organism in Eukaryota, Fungi, Ascomycota, Eurotiomycetes, Eurotiales, Aspergillaceae.